Messenger RNA from Rhipicephalus sanguineus (brown dog tick), 563 nucleotides. RefSeq lists its product as uncharacterized. The transcript has 6 exons. The record is from RefSeq and is a predicted model, not a curated record. NCBI's taxonomy places the organism in Eukaryota, Metazoa, Arthropoda, Arachnida, Ixodida, Ixodidae. Bases 23 to 532 code for a protein of 169 amino acids.
AACGCGCAGUAACGGCUGAACUAUGCGCGAGAAAACAUUCGCAGCUUCAGCUCUGGGCUUGCUUAUCAGUCUCGGACUCAGUUCCUUUACUGCAUGCAAAGAUGAGAAAUUUGAUGUCUGCGAAGAAAAAACGGGAAUUGCUCAGAAAGCAAAGGCAACUCAGUUAGGGGCGAAGCUAAUGGACAAGUGCUUCCUGCCGGUCGCAAGCAAGUACAAGUUUUCACCCAAGAUGUUCCAAAGGGCAGCAUACAAAAUGUGCCUCGUGUUCCGCAUCUGCUUUCACAAGUAUCUGCCUUUGAAGAACGCGAAGGGUUCUGAUGCAUACCGGGAAUCGGUAUACGUAUGCGUUGCAAAUAUGUCAUCACUACUCACCGUGCGCCUGAACCCGGACUGGAUAGAAGAUCAGGCUGGCAUAGAUCCUAGUGGCCUCUACUACGACGGCGUUAAAUGUGCCAGGAACCACAAGAUUUUCACAGAAGACUCAGCUGUAGCACUCUUUGGAAUAAAAUGGGUGCGAGACACGCUGUUCUAAAUGGCAGCGGCUAGUAUGUGUAUAUUCCAGA